GAGCAGAGGAUGUGGGUAUGCUGACAUCUGCAAGCCAGCGGUUUGACUGGAAGACAAACAGCGACGUCCUCUUUAACCUCCAACAAACUAUGUAACUGCUGCGAAAGGCGGUUCUGCACCACAUCAAAAGCUUACUGCAAGAAUUCAACUGCCUGCAUCAUGGAGUUUGAGCUGCAUUUGAUUACUGUAUCAUUAGGGUAAAGAUGGUAGAAGGCGUUUCACAGAGUUUUGUGUCCUGUUGGGCACCCAGUCGGUCAGUCAGUCACACUGCCUUCCUGGGGCUUCUUGUCAUGAGGGGGCGCUGGUCACAAAAGCUGGUCGUGCUGUCCAAAACCGCAUUCCUGCUUUGGGUGCUGUGGCUGGGGUACCUUCUCUUAGCACCCUCCUCUCUCCCUUCCACUCUAGAAGAGGUGGACCAGCAUCUACUGGCGCAACAACGUUCCGAAGAGGAAAGUGGAGCUAUCAGGGAAUUCGCUCGGCCAAUCUAUGUGAAACCCCCGCCAGACCCCAAUGCGCCAGGGGAGUGGGGUCGAGCUGCACACCUUAAACUCACCCCUGAAGAAAAGAAAAAAGAGGAGGCCAGUGUGGAACAGUAUGCUGUUAACAUCUAUGUCAGCGAUAAGAUUUCCCUCCAUCGGCACAUCAAAGAUCACAGGAUGUCUGAAUGCCUAAACAAGAGGUUUAACUACCGGCGCUUACCCACGACGUCGGUAAUCAUAGCCUUCUAUAACGAGGCCUGGUCCACCCUGCUGAGGACGAUUCACAGUGUACUGGAGACCACACCUGCCCUCCUGCUGAAAGAGCUCAUCCUCAUUGAUGACAACAGCGAUAAAGGCUACCUAAAAUCCCAGCUGGCUGACUACAUCAGUAAUCUGCGACGUGUACGGCUCAUCCGCACCACAAAACGGGAAGGGCUGGUUCGGGCACGUCUCAUUGGUGCCACCUAUGCUACUGGUGAAGUACUGACAUUUCUAGAUUGUCACUGUGAGUGCGUUACAGGCUGGAUUGAGCCUCUUCUGGAAAGGAUUGCCCAGAAUGUGAGUACCAUCGUGUGCCCUGUGAUUGACACGAUUGACUGGAACACCUUUGAGUUUUAUAUGCAAACAGAGGAGCCAAUGAUUGGGGGAUUUGACUGGAGACUUACCUUUCAGUGGCACUCUGUCCCCAAAGCAGAACGCAAGAGGCGGAAAUCUCGCAUUGACCCCAUCAGAUCCCCCACUAUGGCUGGUGGAUUAUUUGCUGUGAGCAAGUCCUACUUUGAGUACCUUGGCACAUAUGACACAGGGAUGGAAGUGUGGGGAGGAGAAAACCUGGAGCUCUCGUUCAGGGUGUGGCAGUGUGGUGGCAGCCUGGAGAUUCUCCCCUGCUCUCACGUUGGCCACGUGUUUCCUAAAAUGGCUCCUUAUGCACGACCAAACUUCCUUCAGAAUACUGUACGGGCUGCAGAGGUUUGGAUGGACUCUUAUAAACAACACUUUUAUAACAGGAAUCCUCCAGCCAGAAAGGAGAAGUACGGCGAUAUCUCAGAACGGCUGCUGCUGAGGGAGAGACUGAAGUGCAACAGUUUUGACUGGUAUCUGAAGAAUAUCUACCCUGAUUUACAUGUGCCAGAAGACAAGGAGGGCUGGCAUGGAGCUGUUCAUAAUUUAGGGAUGCAUUCACAAUGUUUGGACUAUAACGCACCAGACCACAGUGCCACAGGAGCCCAACUGUCACUGUUUGGUUGCCACGGCCAGGGAGGCAACCAGUACUUUGAAUACACAUCUCAUAAGGAGAUCCGCUUCAACUCGGUAACAGAGCUGUGCGCCGAGGUACUGGAGGGAAACACGUCCAUCGGAAUGAUGCGUUGCCCUCACGACACGGAUGUCAAGCCAGCCAGUAUCAUCUGGGAGUUCAGAGAUGACGGGACCAUCUACCAUCCUCGCUCGGACAUGUGUGUCACAGCCUUCUACACGUCAGAGGGUCGCACCGACACUCAGAUGAGGAGGUGCACCCCAGGGGACAGAAACCAGCAGUGGAAGUUUGAAUGGUAGUAGAGGAAAGUACGAAAUGUCACAGGACGCUGCAAGUGACCUUUUGACCGUCAUGCAAAUACAAGAGCGCAUUCUUCUUCGCUGCUGCAAGCACUCUGAAAUGUGGUGGAAAGUUACUUUAAGACAGUUAUUCACUCACCACAGUGAUUUUGAUGCACGUCAGUGAGGUGUGAUGAUGUAGAAUGAACGAGAACUGCAAACUCCCCCAGAGGGGAGUGUUUUAAAACAAAUCUGCUGUGGCCUUCAUUUUUUUAUUUUAUUUUAUGUUUACAUGUUAAAGUGCCUGCAACCCAAACAGCAUCCAGCCCAGCACACACACACCUGAAGUGUCAUUAUUACAUUUUUAUUUGUUGUAUUCAACAACAUGUAAGCAGUGAAAUCGACUGUGCUGUACACGACGAAGUGCCUUUCAAACAACCGGGUCCUUGAAAACUAAAUGCUGAACAGUCGAGCGCCACACAAAGUUACCUUAACAUGCAAUUUAUAUUCAUUAUUUUAAAAUAGUUUCUUGUACAAGUGAUCAGAAAAUAUUUAUCAAUGAGCUGCUUAAAGAUGAUGUGUCAGGGAUGUAAGAACUACACACAAUACUGUUUAGCAGUAUAGAGCCUUCUGUCUCCAGUUUAUAAUUCAGAAAAAAAAAAAAAAAAAAACACCUUGGCAUUUCUACUCAACAGUCCACCUGCUGUUGAAAUAUUUGUUGUAAGAGAACUGUAUUACUGAGGACUGCUCAUCACAACUUGUCAUUUCUGUGGUCCAUUAUGGUCAAUAAGAUGAUGGCAUAUUUAAUAAUCCCGCACCUGAUCAUUUAGGCUUUUUAAAUUGUAAAUUAGGUUUGGUUUAAAGGACCAAUGGAAGCUUUUAUGGAGCACCUCUAAGACUACUGACAAAGCACAAGCAAUCUUUAUUACUUCUCUGAUGAAGAGGGAAUGGAUGGAUGGAUGGAUGGAUGAAGACAUGUUCCAAGUAAACUUGAAAAAAUUGAAUGAAUUAAAAAAACCUAAUCACA
Thalassophryne amazonica is the source of this 3039-nucleotide messenger RNA. It is a transcript of the gene galnt4, whose product is annotated as POC1 centriolar protein homolog B (Chlamydomonas), like. The coding region runs from base 204 to 2033 and encodes 609 amino acids. The record is from RefSeq and is a predicted model, not a curated record. NCBI's taxonomy places the organism in Eukaryota, Metazoa, Chordata, Actinopteri, Batrachoidiformes, Batrachoididae. The transcript is spliced from 12 exons. Gene Ontology annotation, cellular component: Golgi apparatus.